CGGAAGACGCGCUCCGGCAGUUGGGAGUGUGCGGCUGGCCGGACACGGCCAUGCAGCCUCUGGAGGUAGGUCUGGUUCCUGCUCCAGCGAGGGAGCCGGGACUGACCCGCUGGCUGCGGAGAGGCAGCGGGAUCUUGGCGCACCUGGUGGCUUUCGGCUUCACCGUCUUUCUGUCUGUGCUGUCCCGGCCAGGAACCAGUCUUUUCUCCUGGCACCCUGUAUUCAUGGCCUUGGCGUUCUGCCUCUGCAUGGCUGAGGCCAUCCUACUCUUCUCGCCUGAGCACUCCCCGUUCUUCUUCUGCUCCCGCAAGGCUCGGAUCCGGCUCCACUGGGUAGGGCAGACCCUGGCCAUCCUCUGUGCAGCCCUGGGCCUGGGCUUCAUCAUCUCCAGUAGGAUUCGCAGUGAGCUGCCUCACCUGGUGUCCUGGCACAGCUGGGUAGGAACUCUGACAUUGCUGGCCACUGGCUGCCAGGCACUAUGUGGGCUCUGUCUCCUCUGUCCCCAUGCAGCCAGGGUCUCGAGGGUGGCUCGCCUCAAGCUCUACCAUCUGACCUGUGGAUUGGUGGUCUACCUGAUGGCUACAGUAACGGUGCUCCUGGGCAUGUAUUCAGUGUGGUUCCAGGCCCAAAUCAAAGGUGCCGCCUGGUACCUGUGCCUGGCACUGCCCCUCUACCCAGCCCUGGUGAUCAUGCACCAGAUCUCCAGCUCCUACUUGCCAAGGAAGAAACUGGAAAUGUGAGUUCCUCUGAACUCUGAAUCCAAGUGAGACGCUUGUCUUGGACUUCCGUGGUUCCUUUGAUGACCUACAAGGGACCCAUUUCAAAAGUGGUAGGGUUUUUGCACUUCUUGGCUGGGCCAGGUGCUGCAGAAACCUGAGCUACUAUUGCAGAGGUGAAGACACAGUGGGCUGAAGUGGGGAAAUGUGUGGAGUGCGAGUGGAAAGUAAUGCAGAGCUUGAGCCUGAAGCUUCCUCCAGACAGAAGUAUGCGGGGGGUGGGUGAUGGUGGUGGAAGUCAUUUCUUGUUUGCAUGCCUGAUGAAGACCUGAGUUCCUGUAAGUUAUAAAUGGCAGCUAUGGGUAUUUGGGUCACUUUUGAGAAAGCAGUGUGGUGUAGCAGAGAAAGCCCAUGGAUCUUGUUACAGGUUAUGGUUCUCUUAGGCUCUGUUGUGUGACCUUAGGCAAGUCACAUGUCAUAGGGUCUCAGGUUCCUCAUCCGUGAAAUGAAUGUUUCUAAACAAUGUAUAAGUCCCUUCUAUCUCUAUCAUUCAGUGUCUGUCAGGUUGAUGUCACAGAGCACCCUCCCAGCUCUGGAUCACAGGCUGGACCACUUGGCAGACUCAGGAUGUAAGUCUUACAUUUAUUCUCCUCCUCUUACCCCCCUGGAGGGACAGUUCUGCCCUUGUGGACUUUCAGGAAUCUGUUGAUUUGGUCCCUGGACCAAGGCACAGGGGGUCAAGCAUUGUGGAGAAAAGGGGCCCAGGUGAGAGUCUCCUGGACUCCAAGACAGUAAAGGCACUAAUGUCACUUUAAAGCUUUUGGGAGAGCAGAAGGGCAUUGGCUUAACCAAGCCUCCAGCUCCUGGCUGCACUGAUGGGAGAGAAGAUGAGCCCAGCUAAGAACCUCCUUCAGCCCACCUCACAGAGGUUCCAUCAGGAUCUGGGCUUGAGAGCUGCAGGAUCUGGGUGUGCUCCUUCCCCUGAUAUUCACUCCCAGAGGUGAACAGACCAGGGCAUCUCAUGCCUUGCCCUUCUUAGGGCUCAGAUUCUUGCCUUAGCACACAGCUUCGUGAAGCUAUUCUGAAGUUUUUAGAACAAAAUAAGGGCCAAGGAAGUGGGGCAGGGCUCUUCUUUCUGAUCCAGGGAAAACAAAGUACUCCUGGUUCCCCUUGUCAUGUAGGCUUUCCUCAGUUGUGAGUCUAGCCAGCUCUUUGGCCCAGGAGGAGGCUGAGUUUGGUGCCAGCUGGCAGAUGAGGGCUGGGCCCUCUUCCCUGCAGAGACCCCCCUCCUUGUUCCAGAUGGAAAGUAGUUUGCCAGACUGCCCUGGGCAGUGAGGGCUGGAUGCCAGGCUGGUUAACUGUGGUCUGGCUCAGUCAGGAAGAUGGGGCCUCCAUAGAUCAUGGCAAACUGAAGACAGCUGAGCUAGGAAAGCUGCUGUUGAGGCAGGUAGAGAUAGGGCAGUGGAGACAGCUCAGUGGAAGCUCUAGGAGGCCUAGAGUGUAGGUGUUGGAGCUCUAGUUCCUGGGAGCAGCGGGAGGUGUUCUUAGAUGUCAGUAAUUUGGAUAUUCUAGGUCUUUGGAAGAUUCGUGACCUCCUCUUUGGGUAGCUCAGAAGCAAGGAGGUUAAUAUGAUCCAACAGUACAGGAAUGGGGACUACACAGGCAGAAGUGUCCUAAGUGGACCUCACUGGGCUUCUCCUGGGUCAGAUAGCAUUUCCCAAGAGCUCCCUAGACCCUGAACGUCUAAAUGGAGGCCCCUGCUGUGCAGAGGGUGAUUGUUCCUGUUCUCUUCAUUGCCUUCUCUCUCCUCUCCAACUGUCCAGUGUGGUCUGAACUUGGAAGAAAUGGUUAUUGAGGCUGCAUGGAGGAGUCUCACCUAGGGUCACUAUGAUCCAGGGAUUCCAUCUCCUUUCCCAUCACAUCUCCGUCAGGCCCAGUGCUGGGGGUCUUGCCCUGUCUACAGCAGGGUGAAAAGCCCAGUUAAGGUUCACCAGCUAGUUCUGAGAACCAAGCAGGCAAC
This is a messenger RNA of Trichechus manatus latirostris (Florida manatee), 2736 nucleotides long. Its product is annotated as cytochrome b561 domain-containing protein 1. The record is from RefSeq and is a predicted model, not a curated record. Gene Ontology annotation, molecular function: transmembrane monodehydroascorbate reductase activity; heme binding. The transcript is spliced from 3 exons. Lineage: Eukaryota; Metazoa; Chordata; Mammalia; Sirenia; Trichechidae. Bases 51 to 740 code for a protein of 229 amino acids.